This is a messenger RNA of Aspergillus oryzae RIB40, 894 nucleotides long. RefSeq lists its product as uncharacterized. Gene Ontology annotation, biological process: transmembrane transport. The transcript is spliced from 4 exons. Gene Ontology annotation, molecular function: transmembrane transporter activity. The record is from RefSeq and is a predicted model, not a curated record. Gene Ontology annotation, cellular component: membrane. NCBI's taxonomy places the organism in Eukaryota, Fungi, Ascomycota, Eurotiomycetes, Eurotiales, Aspergillaceae. Bases 1 to 894 code for a protein of 297 amino acids.
AUGGACCUAUCCGACGUUGAGGGCCAAAUGAAGGACAUCUCCUCUCAUGAGAUUGAACAUGUGAAUAACGAGGCAGCCUCCUUCACCGAGGAGGAGGAGAAGGCGUUGGUGAGGAAGGUUGACCUCACCCUUCUGCCCACCAUCUGGGUCAUGUACCUCCUUUCCUACCUUGAUAGAACCAAUAUCGGCAAUGCAAAGAUCUCGGGUAUGGAGGUAGAUCUCGAAUUGACGUCCAACCAAUAUUCGAUUGCCCUGGUCGUCUUCUUCAUCGGAUACGUGGUAUUUGAAGUGCCUAGCAACCUCGUUCUGGGCCGAUCCCGACCCUCUGUAUUCCUCCCGUCAAUCAUGAUAAUCUGGGGCGCAUUGACUUGCGUGAUGGCUGUUGUCAAAAGUUUCACCCACUUGGUAGUCCUUAGGGUCAUUCUCGGAUGUGUGGAGGCUGGCUUUGCUCCCGGCGUGCUACUUGUCCUUUCAUCAUGGUACAAACAAACCGAACAGUCAAAGAGAUUCGGUGUGUUUAUCUCAGCGGCUGUUCUAUCGGGUGCCUUUGGCGGCCUGAUCGCCGCUGGUAUUGUCGAUGGCCUUGAAGGCGUUCAUGGUAUACGUGGUUGGCGAUGGCUAUUUAUUAUUGAAGGCGCUGCCACUGUUGGUUUCGCUAUUAUCUCCCUAUUUAUCCUUCCUGACUUCCCCGCGACGUCGCGACAUUUCUCUGAGCGCGAAAAGCAAGUCGCUGUAGCACGUCUAGCCACUGAGAAUGUCACCGCCACCACGGAGGAUACUGAACACCUGAGUCCCUUGGAAGCUUGUAAGGUGGCAUGCCAAAACUGGCGCACCUGGGCGUUCAUAAUCGGAUACAUGGAAGUCUAUCCACUAUUUGCAGACAGGCCAACCUAA